This is a messenger RNA of Ilex paraguariensis (yerba mate), 2190 nucleotides long. The record is from the annotation of a GenBank genome assembly. NCBI's taxonomy places the organism in Eukaryota, Viridiplantae, Streptophyta, Magnoliopsida, Aquifoliales, Aquifoliaceae.
AAGAGUGAAAAUCACAGUAAGGCCACCCAAGAAAGUGAGUGCAUUGUUCAUCUGCUCCUCUCCCUUCUUCCCCCCCCUUCUAAAAUCCCCGCUUCUGAGAUCCCUUUCUGUCAUCUUCUGUCUUUCAAACUUACAAUUUCGAGGGUUUGUUUUAGCUUGAUCUUAAACAUAUUUGAACACAAAACAAGCAAACCCAUAAGGGUGUUUUUGAAAGCCAGCUGAUUCAGAAUAGAGAUCCAAGUUUUUUCUGUAUUUUUUUCCGCUGUAAUUUCUCCAAAACAGCCAAGAGGGUUUGUUUUUCUGCCCCUCAGGUUGGUUUUUGAUUUUCUUAAGCUUGCACAAGUUUAUUUUCUGUGUAGAAAUUUGCUUUUUCUAAUAUACCUGUUCUUUAGUUUUGGUACAAGAAACAGGUUAUUUUUACGUCCUCUUUUUCAGAUCUCUUUCUUGCUCUUUGGUUAUUGCUAGUUUCUCUUUCUGUAUAAUUUAGUGUAAUUCUUCUGUGUUGUAUAACUUUGUUGAGAAGCCAUGGCAGCAGCUAUAGAUAUAUACUGUAGCAGCAGUCCAGAUUUCUCAGAUCCCUUGGGGGAAGAACUUAUGAAAGCACUUGAACCUUUUAUGAAAGGUGCUACCUUUUCUUCCCCUUCUUCUUCUUCCCCUUCUUCUUCUUCCCCUUCAUCCUCUCCCUCUCCUUCUUACCCCUCCUCUCUCUCUCCUCUCUCUUCUUCCUCUGUCUCUUCUCCCCCUACUUCUUCUUUGUAUUACCCUUUUGAGUCUUCUUAUAACUUUUCUUCUCUCUCUUCAGAGCCCAAUAUGUUCCCUGAUUUUAGCUCAUCCCCAUCGACAACCCACAUGUUUUCUCAAGGGUUUUCGAGUUUUAACCAAGUGGGCGUUGACCAAACAGGUUCAAUUGGGCUCAACCACCUCACCCCAUCUCAGAUCCUUCAGAUCCAAGCUCAGAUCCAACUCCAACAACAACAACAGUACAUUACUUCAUUAACCUCAGCCUCAUCUCUCCACAACCAAACCUUAGCAAAAUUGCAACACCAACAACAAUUCUCUAGCUUUCUUAGCCCCAAACCUGUCCCAAUGAAGCAAGUAGGAACUCCCCAAAAGCCCACAAAGCUUUACCGGGGAGUGAGACAGAGACAUUGGGGUAAAUGGGUUGCUGAGAUCAGACUUCCCAAGAAUCGAACCAGGCUUUGGCUUGGCACCUUUGACACUGCCGAAGAAGCAGCUCUGGCUUACGACAAGGCUGCUUAUAAGCUCAGGGGAGACUUUGCCAGGCUCAAUUUUCCACAUCUGAAACACCAAUUAGGCUAUGAAUUCUCCGAUUACAAGCCUCUUCAUUCCUCUGUGGGCGCCAAACUUCAAGCGAUUUGCGAAAGCUUGGCUAAUUCGCAGAAACAGGGGAAGUCUAAGAAGCCCAGUUUUGUUGCUGAUUCAAAGCCAACAAUUGUGGAUUCAUUGCAAACAGGUGUUGAACAUUUGGAAAAUGUUUUUGAUGAUUCGUUUAAUAGUGAAUCGAGGUAUCCAGGACCGGAGGAGAUCAAAGUGGAGGCCUCAUCUUCGUCAUCUCCGUCAGAUGAUCAGUCGUCGGCGGGUUCGUCUUCGCCUGAAUCCGAUAUCACUUUCCUGGAUUUCUCAGAGCCUUCAUUCGAUGAGUCAGAGAACUUCAUGUUGAAUAAGUACCCUUCAGUGGAGAUAGAUUGGGCAGCUCUUUAAUUUCCUUUACUGUAUCGAUAUUAUCAUGUUGUAAUCUGUGUGUUUAAGUAAGUUUUUAGGUGAAGGUUUCUAGGUUUAUUAUGGUAUUGUCUACUAAGGCCUCUGCAAUGGUUUUUUUGACAUUGCAGAGGUGAGUCAUUAGAGGGUAUGGAGUAGUUCAUGUUAUUAUGUAUCCUUAGGUUAGUCUCCAUAUUUUGAUCUAGCUUGUGUUUUUUCCUAUGCAUUGAUCAAGGGAGAAUUUUAGUUUGUGUAUGUAGCUGGGUGUAAUUAAUCUAUCUUUUAAUGUAUAAUCUACUUGUUUGUAUGUAGUGCAAAUCAUGGUGUGCUGUGGUGUGGUGAUGUUUAUCUCUUUUUCUAGGUUGUUCAUGUCAUAAAAUGGUCGGAUCUAUGUAAGUUAUCAAGGGUUCCAUACUUGUUGUUACUAGUAUAAGUCUGUAACUCAUGCAUCCAGUAAUUGAUCACCAGUGC